Messenger RNA from Aspergillus puulaauensis, 546 nucleotides. Its product is annotated as cupin domain-containing protein. Bases 1 to 546 code for a protein of 181 amino acids. NCBI's taxonomy places the organism in Eukaryota, Fungi, Ascomycota, Eurotiomycetes, Eurotiales, Aspergillaceae. The record is from RefSeq and is a predicted model, not a curated record. The transcript is spliced from 2 exons.
AUGGACAAAUACGGUGACCACCAGCGACCCAACGCCGGCUAUAUGCGCAGUCGGGUCUGCCCGAGCGGGCAGUCCGAUAGCAUGCUCCUUACCAGUAGCGGACAUGUCCGAAUUUGCCCUGCACAGACUUAUAAAGUUGCCGACCAGGGGUUCACCUUCGUUGCCGACGGCACGACGCAGAAAAAGGGCCCAACAUUUACUGGCGAAGUGUGGUACGACAGCGUCCUCAACAAACAGGAAGAAGGAAUCACCAUGGUGACGGCAACAUUUACGCCCUGCGCCCGCACGCACUGGCACCACCACGAGGACGGACAGGUUCUUGAAGUCAAGGCCGGCUCAGGCUGGGUAUGUGAUAAGGGCGGCAUUCCUCAAAAACUCGCUGUCGGGGAUAUCGUAUGGUGCCCGGCUGGGACUACGCACUGGCAUGGUGCUGAUAAGGGGAGCAUCCUGGUUCAUCUGGCUAUAAGCCGUGGAAAGACGACGUGGUUUGAGCCUGUUACGGAGGAGGAGUACGGUGUCAGGUUAGAGGGAUGUCUGAAACAAUAG